Ilex paraguariensis (yerba mate) is the source of this 840-nucleotide messenger RNA. The record is from the annotation of a GenBank genome assembly. NCBI's taxonomy places the organism in Eukaryota, Viridiplantae, Streptophyta, Magnoliopsida, Aquifoliales, Aquifoliaceae.
AUGUGUGGCAUUGACAACCAAGAUAAACUCUCUUUAAGAAACAGACCAAAAAUGGCCAUGGAGCAAUACAUUCCAGAACCUCUGACACACUACGACUCCAACAUAGAAGAGGAUACUUCCAUAGCAAAGUGGAAAUCUUUCUCAGCCGCUGUUGAUGAGUGUGAAAAUACUCAAUUCGGUGGUUUUGACUGCAACAUCUGCCUAGACUUUGUGCAGGACCCUGUAGUGACACUCUGUGGUCACCUUUACUGCUGGCCUUGCAUUUACAAGUGGAUUCAUUUCCAGAGCAUCUCCGAUGAAAACCAAAGCCAGCAACAGCUGCAGUGCCCUGUAUGCAAGGCUGAAAUUUCAGAAAAAACAUUAGUUCCUCUCUAUGGCCGCGGCCAAACUACAAAACCCUCCGACAGCAAGGUUCUGCAUCUCGGUAUAGUUAUACCAAGGAGGCCACCCAGUCCUAGGUGCGGACCACACUCCUUGAUAGCAUCUACAACCAACACUAGUCCGCGACCAUCUCAGCAACGUAAUCAUGGAAGCUAUCCACAACAGCCACAAAUGCACUACCCUAAUGGUGGCAGCUAUGCUGACACACCCAUGCUUGGCCUUGGUGGCACGACAACGACAACUUCAUUCCAUCCAUUGAUUGGAAUGCUUGGGGAAAUGAUUUACGCAAGGAUUUUUGGUGACUCAGAAACAACUCUUCAUACUUAUCCACAUUCUUAUCGUAUGGCUGGUAGUAGUAGUCCAAGGGUGAGAAGGCAUGUAAUGCAGGCUGACAAGUCACUUGGCAGAGUGUGUUUUUUCCUCUGCUGCUGUGUAGUUCUUUGUCUUCUCUUAUUCUAA